AUGCUCUGCUUUUACACGAUUGCCAAACACGACAGGGUACAGUUUUCCACACAGACUCCCCCCUCCUCCAACGCAGUAUGCCGCGGCGAGCUGGAUGUUGGUGCACGCCGUGUUGAUUUCUGGGUUCCAGUGCAAGAAAUCACAGAACGCAAUCUUGGCCGAUGUGUCCAUAGCAUUACAGGUUCGAUGGAGGUCCAGUGCUUGUGCUGUUACUCGACGCAACACAAUAACAGUAGUCCAGCCAUAGAUUUGUGCAAUUGGUGUCGAUUUCUAUUAAGGAGACCAAGAAGUCGGGCAACGAAAUGGAGUUGGCGAGAACAACACACUGUUGCAGAUGUCGCCCUGUUUGACUUGACCGCGACGGGGCAGUUGCUGGCAAAGAAUGCGAAUAUAACUAUGGGCAGGUUCCGCCUUGUCGCGCAGUACAAAACUGCUUACUACUCGUUCUACCUCCCCGUCGCUCUCGCGAUGACCCUCACGGGUGUCCCCAAAACAUACGUCUCCCGCUCUGCUGUGUGGUCGCCCGGGACCUUCUAUCCCUACGAGAUCGCCCACUCGAUAACGAUGCCAAUCGGAAUCUACUUCCAUGUCCAAAGCGACUUUCUUGACUGCGUGGGGACCCGGAAGCGCACGGGCAAAGUCGGGAGGUGCUCAUGGUGUGUCAACGCGGCGCUUUCGCUAGCGAACCCGGAGCAGAAGGAGUUGCCGGAGAGCAGCUACGGACGGAAGGACAUCGAGGGGAUGCAGGGCGUGUUUGAAGAGGUGGGCCUGCGCGAGCACUAUCAAGAGUAUGAGGAGAACAUCCACAAGGAGGUGAUGGCGCUGAUUGACAGCGCGAUUCCGGAGGAGGGCAUCGCGAACUUGAAAAGAGAGCUCUUCGUCCGUCUGCUGCGGAAGGCAUCCAAACGGGCUGAGGUCGAGUACUAG
Molecule: messenger RNA, 927 nt
Organism: Mycena indigotica
Lineage: Eukaryota; Fungi; Basidiomycota; Agaricomycetes; Agaricales; Mycenaceae
Product: Terpenoid synthase
Exons: 5
Coding region: 1-927 (308 amino acids)
Biological process (GO): trans, trans-farnesyl diphosphate biosynthetic process
Cellular component (GO): cytoplasm
Molecular function (GO): dimethylallyltranstransferase activity; (2E,6E)-farnesyl diphosphate synthase activity
Source: RefSeq, a predicted model, not a curated record